Molecule: messenger RNA, 993 nt
Organism: Carica papaya (papaya)
Lineage: Eukaryota; Viridiplantae; Streptophyta; Magnoliopsida; Brassicales; Caricaceae
Gene: LSP1
Product: Eukaryotic initiation factor 4E protein
Biological process (GO): translational initiation
Cellular component (GO): eukaryotic translation initiation factor 4F complex; cytoplasm
Molecular function (GO): RNA 7-methylguanosine cap binding; translation initiation factor activity
Source: RefSeq, a predicted model, not a curated record
ACAGUUCUGAGACAGAAAACACGUAAACAAAAGGAAAGCGUAAUGGCGAGUGAGGUAGCGAUGGAGGGGAGCACCGUAGCGGCGGCGGGGACAACAGAUGCACCCGUUCCAACAGAUAAGCAGCCCCAUAAGCUCGAUAAGAAGUGGACUUUCUGGUUCGAUAACCAAUCUAAGAAACAUGGCGCCGCUUGGGGCUCCUCUCUCCGUAAAGUUUUUACCUUUGACACCGUCGAAGAAUUCUGGAGUUUGUACGAAAAUAUAUUCAAGCCCAGCAAGUUGCUUUCAAAUGCUGACUUCCACUUGUUCAAAGCUGGAGUUGAGCCCAAAUGGGAGGAUCCUGAGUGCGCUAAUGGGGGGAAAUGGACUGUUAUCUGUAGCAGAAAGGCAAUCCUUGAUAUCAUGUGGCUUGAAACUUUGAUGGCUUUAAUUGGAGAGCAAUUUGAUGAGGCAGACGAAAUUUGUGGUGUGGUUGCUAGCGUACGCCAGCAAAGGCAGGACAAAAUCUCAUUGUGGACUAAGACAGCAGCAAAUGAGGCUGCGCAGAUGAGUAUUGGGAGGAAAUGGAAGGAGAUCCUCAAUAUCACCGAUCAGAUCACUUACAGCUUCCAUGAUGAUUCUAGAAGGGAAAGAUCUGGAAAGCAAAAAAGUCGAUACAAUGUGUAACCUCCGGGUAAUUUCGUGUGGCAAGUUGUAGGGAGGAGCAAGAACUUGGUUGAGAAGGAAUCAAUUAGCUCGAUUUUGUGAUCUGUUUGCCCUAGAUGCCCAGAUAAUCAAAAUAUUUUUUUGCAUUUAAAAUGAUGUUUGGAUGUAACACUAUAAUCUUACAAAAUCAGCACAUUCAUAGAUUUUUAGCAGUUGCAUUAUAUUUUAUUUCAGCCUUUUGCUUUUACUUCACUGAGUCAUCUAAAGUCGGCAACUUUCUACUUAGAACUCUGCAUUUUGCUGUAAGGUUGAUUCUGAAUCCCAUUUGUUUAUGAGACAAUUCACUUGUCA